Messenger RNA from Lobosporangium transversale, 2647 nucleotides. RefSeq names its product Metalloenzyme, LuxS/M16 peptidase-like protein. The annotation marks the transcript as partial. Gene Ontology annotation, cellular component: mitochondrial matrix. Gene Ontology annotation, molecular function: metal ion binding. Gene Ontology annotation, biological process: protein processing. NCBI's taxonomy places the organism in Eukaryota, Fungi, Mortierellomycota, Mortierellomycetes, Mortierellales, Mortierellaceae. The record is from RefSeq and is a predicted model, not a curated record. The transcript has 18 exons.
ACUGGUCUUGCUACUCUUUCCACAAGUGAGACAUGGAAGCCUGGAAAAACACUGUGUGGAUAUAAAGUGCUCGAGACUCGACACAUUAAGGAGCUGGAACUCGACGCUAUUCGGCUAAGGCAUGAGAAAACAGGAGCAGAGCAUCUUCAUAUCUCCCGAGAUGAUUCCAAAACCACGGGUGUUCCCCAUAUUCUCGAACAUACGACACUCUGUGGCAGUCGAUCUUUUCCAGUGAGAGACCCGUUCUUCAAGAUGUUGAAUCGUAGCAUGGCUACGUUUAUGAAUGCUUUCACAGCAAGUGAUUACACUUUGUAUCCGUUUUCAACAACUAAUCCCAUUGACUAUAAGAACUUGAGGGACGUUUACAUGGACGCUGCAUUCUUUCCGCAUCUCAGGGAGCUGGAUUUCAAGCAAGAAGGAUGGAGGCUAGAACAUGAAGACCCCAAUGAACUUGUUCGAUUCCACAAAACUCACUAUCAUCCAAGUAACGCUAAAUUCUACAGUUAUGGCAAUUUUCGUUUGGAGGAUACGCUUGAGGCUAUCAAUUCAAAGCUACAUGAAUUUUCUCCAAUCACGCCUCCAGUCGUCGAUAAAGUCGUCAAGCCUUUCGAGAGCCCUCGGCGAAUCAAUCUAACCUGCCCUGUCGAUCCUAUGACGCCCCCUGAAAAGCAAGCCAAGAUGUCAGAUACUUUUGAAGGGUUUGGCCUCAGAAUCCUUUCAGAUUUACUUACAGAUGGCCAUGCCUCACCAAUGUACAAAGCUCUAAUCGAGUCUGAUUUGGGGUCAGAAUACUCUUCGAACACUGGAUACGAUGGGUCAACCAUGAUGAGCUCACUGUCAUUUGGCGUUCAAGGGAUGAAAGUAGAAAAUGUGCCCAAGGUAGAACAGACCAUCAUCGCAGUCCUUGAAAAAGUCAGAGAAGAAGGCGUCGACCCCAAGCGUGUCGAAGCCAUUGUUCACCAGAUGGAGCUUGGACAGAAACAUCAAGGACUUUCGUCUGGCUGGUUCAAUGGCUGUAAUCCAUUGGAUCUUUUAGAGCUUAAUAAGGUUAGCAAACAUAACAAAUAUAAUGCGUAUUUUUCAUCUGGUCCAUUCUUCCAAAACUUGAUAAACAAGUACUUGUUGAAUAACCCACACAAACUCGUAUUCACUAUGGUUCCCAGCACUGACUAUGGAGCAGAAGUCGCAGCUAACGAGAUGACGCGCCUUAUGGGCAAGACUAGUGUUCUAACCAAGGCAGACAAGGAGGCUAUCUAUGAGCAAGGCCAGGCAUUGCUCAAGAACCAAGAAAAGAUUGAGGAUGUUUCAUGUCUUCCGACUUUAAAAGUAGAUGAUAUUUCGAAGAAGACAAAGAUCUUUUCAUUGGAACAUAGCGCCGUAAACAGCGUCCCCUGUCAUCUCAGAAUUACCCCUGACCUAAAGAAAUAUCUACCGCUUUUCGCUGAUUCUCUAACAUCUCUCGGUACGCAUAAGCGUGCAAUGAGUGAGAUUGAUGACGAGAUCAGGCUACACACAGGUGGAGUCCGUGUUGCGCCUUUCCUUUCCACGAAUCAUUCUACAAUUGACAGGACUGAAGAGGGCCUGUCCUUCAGCUCUUAUUGCUUGGACAAGCAAGAAUCCGAAACAAACUUUGACAAUACCGACAAGCUCAGAACUUUGAUUAAAGGGUACGUGAGCGUGUAUCAAAGAGAAAUCUGUUCAAGCUUUGCACUGAAUUUAAUUCGAUCGACCUCAAUUGUUUUUGUAGAAUGCUUCGGCUCUCUCCAAUUCCGUUGCAGACUCUGGACAUGCUUUGCUAGAACCAAUGCUGGUUCGCGCUUGACACCUGCUGGCUAUGCUUCUGAGAUUUAUGGUGGUAUGACUCAGGUUCAAUUCAUGAAUUCGCUUGCGCAAAUGGAUGACCUCACUGAAGUAUCGCAACGUUUAAAGGAGAUUGCUAACGUGGCAAUCAAGCGUUCCAGCCUAAGACUUGCCGUUACCUGUGGAGAUGAUCAAAUGUCGAGCAAUGAGAAAGUUAUCGGACAAUUUAUUUCACGUCUUGAUGCUAGCCCUGUAAAAUCUUUUUCCCAGCUUGAAUUCUCGCCAUCGUAUGAAAAUUCCUUCUUUGGAUUACCAUAUGGUAUCAAUUCACUGCAAAAUGCCUGCGCGGAUGGGGCAAAGCUUCAGAUCCUUGCUUCACUCAUGUCGAACUUGUUCCUGCAUCGUGAGAUUCGUGAAAAGAAUGGUGCCUAUGGUGGUGGGGCCGGCUACUCUUCUACAGGCGACUCUGUUCGUUGGGUGCUGGAUCGUAAGGACUUUUCUGAUCAAGAGAUGGCAGAAGCAAAGCUAUCAAUCUUCCAACGCAUGGAUACCCCUGUCAGUGCAGCUGAAGAAGGAAUGAUUAUAUUUUCGGAGGGUAUCACAGAUGAAAUGCGUCAAAACCGUCGUGAACAGCUUCUCAAAGUUACAAGCGAUGAUGUCAAGGAGGUGGCUAACCGCUAUCUACUCAACCAGCCAUCGAGCCAUUGCAUCCUUGGUGACGAAGAAUAAUUUUUUCACUCGUUUUUCUUUCAGAUAGAAUGCAAUAAAGCAUCAAACCGCGGCACGGCACGGACAUUAAACUAGCGAAAAUACACGCGUGUAUCCGAUUUUAAAAUAAAAAGAUCAG